Durio zibethinus is the source of this 4030-nucleotide messenger RNA. Its product is annotated as ethylene-overproduction protein 1-like. NCBI's taxonomy places the organism in Eukaryota, Viridiplantae, Streptophyta, Magnoliopsida, Malvales, Malvaceae. The record is from RefSeq and is a predicted model, not a curated record. Gene Ontology annotation, molecular function: protein binding. Gene Ontology annotation, biological process: negative regulation of ethylene-activated signaling pathway.
UUUGAAAACAGCAUGCUCAACCGUAGGUUCUGUUUGGUAUUUGAUGAUACCCAUGACCUUAUUAUAAUGCAUGGUCCAAAGGGUACCGAGUCCCCACCACUUUUAAUCCAUUCUUUGAUGUUAAUUAAUCAACAGUUAAACCUUAGGUUACCUUAAUUACAAGAAAUCAACUCAUCUGCUCCCAGUUGACCAAGAUUAGUUGGUCCCAAAUCCCAUCCUGGUCUGAUGCUGACUUGGCAAUGAUCCAAUGGGUACCGUCUCCAUACUGGUCCUUGUUUAGCAUUGGAGUUAGCAACCAAAUCAACCAUUUUCUUCUAGUUAUCACCAACACCAAUAACUGCCAAAGUUUUAUAAGAACAAGGCUUGGUGUUUUCCUUCCAUCAGAGAGAGAGAGAGAGAGAGAGCUCCAAAGAAGCUAUCCUAUGAAAGAAAGAAAGGAAAUUCAAACGCUAACUGUUGUUGCACAAAUUUUUUUUUUGUUGAGCUUAUGCCCUGCAUCACCUUCCCUCUCUCUCUUUCCCUGGUGCUUGAAGAAGGAAAAAAAAAGGGUAAACAACCAUAUUACUUAAAGCUCUUUUCUUUCUGUUUUCUUUGUUGAUUUUUGAGUUAAAGGGUAGACAUUUCUAUGUCAAUAGAAGUUAAUAUAUUUAUUUGAAAAAGUGGAGAAAAACUACCAUAUGGUAUAUACUGAAUAGAAAAUGCGUAGUCUUAAGCUAAAAGAAAGAUUCAAAAGCAGUCAAGUUCAUGCCUUGAAUCCACCAGAUAGUACUGCUGUAAACACUACUGGCUCUUCUUCCACAGCCAUUAAGCUUAGUAAUCAUAGAGUCAAAUUUAUAGGGUCAAAACUCAAAUCCAAUAAGGCCUGCUCUGUCUCGGGAGCUAAAACUCUGAUUCCUUUUCGACUCCCUAGAACUGACCUUCUUGAACCACCCAUAGAAACUCACUUAAAACCCAUUCAGUUGGUAGAAACCUUAGCUGAUCUUUUUCGCCGGUUUGAAACUUGUUUAGAAUCAGAGAAAUCAUUGAUAUGCAUUGAGCAAUACUCGAUUUUGAGUAGCCUUGGUGAUCCUAAGUUACUGAGAAGAUGCCUCUGUGCUGCGAGGCAGCAUGCCUCUGAUGUGCACUCGAAGGUUGUUUUAUCAGCUUGGUUACGGUAUGAGAGGAGGGAAGAUGAGCUUGAUGGUGUAUCGCCAAUUGACUGUAGUAGGUUCAAUCUCGAAUGUCCUAAAGCUACUCUGGUGUACGGGUAUGACCCAAACUCAAUUUAUGACCACUGCAAGUGUUGUCAUGAGUGUACUAAGUCCAAUGAUUCGCAAAUCUCUGAGGUGAACAACUUCUUGACAUUGGAAGAAGAUGGUGAUAUUUCUUUUUGUGUUGGCAAUGAGGAGAUUAAUUGUAUUCGAUUUAAAAUUGCUGCACUGUCAAGCCCAUUUAAGACAAUGCUAUAUGGGAGUUUCAUGGAGUCAAAAAGUUAUAAAAUUGAUUUUUCACAAAAUGGUAUCUCUGUAGAGGGAAUGAGAGCUGUGGAUUUGUACAGUAGGACUAGGAGGGCGGACUUGUUUUCUCCUAAGGUUGUUCUGGAGCUCUUAUCAUUUGCAAAUAGGUUCUUUUGUGAGGAAAUGAAGUCUGCAUGUGAUAUUCAUUUGGCUUCUUUAGUCAGCUGUAUAGAGGAUGCUUUGGUCCUUAUUGAAUAUGGGUUAGAGGAAAGGGCAAAUUUUCUUGUAGCUUCAUGUUUGCAGGUGUUGCUAAGAGAGCUCCCAAGUUCUCUUUAUAACCCCAAAGUGAUGAAAAUAUUUUGUAGCUUUGAGGCAAGGGUGAGAUUGGCGUCAGCAGGGCAUGCUUCGUUCUUUUUGUAUUAUUUCCUAAGCCAGGUGGCUAUGGAAGAGAAUAUGGUGUCAAAUGUAACAAUGAUGUUGUUAGAAAGAUUGAGAGAAUCUGCCACAGGAAAGUGGCAGAAGGCUCUAGCUUUGCAUCAACUGGGUUGUGUGUUGCUUGAGAGGCAAGAGUACAGAAGUGCUCAAUGUUGUUUUGAAGCAGCUACUGAGGCAGGUCAUGUUUAUUCCUUAGCUGGUACGGCAAGAUCCAGGUACAAGCAAGGGCAACGGUAUUCAGCUUAUAAGUUGAUGAGUUCACUUAUCUCUGAGUAUAAAGCAGUUGGGUGGAUGUACCAGGAACGAGCUUUGUAUAAUUUUGGGAUGGAUAAGAUUUCUGAUUUGAACACUGCAACUGAAUUGGAUCCCACCCUGCCAUUCCCAUAUAAAUAUAGAGCAGUCUCAAAGGCAGAGGAGAAGCAAACUAGGGCUGCUAUUUCAGAGAUUGACAGAAUCAUCGGGUUCAAGCUUGCACCAGACUGCCUAGAAUUGCGAGCUUGGUUCUUCAUGGCAAUUGAGGAUUAUGGAAGUGCUUUGAGAGAUAUUAGAGCACUGUUAACUUUGGAGCCAAAUUACAGGAUGUUCGAUGAGCAAGUAAGCGGGGAUACUUUGAUUGAGCUCCUGAACCAUAAGGUUCAGCAGGGAAGUCAGGCUGACUGCUGGAUGCAACUUUAUGAUCGAUGGUCUUGUGUAGAUGAUAUUGGCUCUCUAGCUGUCAUUCACCAGAUGCUGGCUAAAGAUCCUGGAAAAAGCCUUCUUAGAUUUCGGCAAUCUCUGCUUCUUUUGAGGCUAAAUUGUCAAAAAGCUGCCAUGAGAUGUUUGAGAUUAGCUCGUAAUCUUUCUAGUUCUGAGCAUGAAAAGUUAGUUUAUGAAGGAUGGCUUUUGUAUGACACUGGUCAUCGUGAAGAAGCUCUUGCUAGAGCUGAGAAGUCCAUUUUGAUUCAGAGGUCAUUUGAAGCCUUUUUCUUGAAAGCGUACACAUUGGCAGAUUCAAGCCUGGGUGCUGAGCCUUCUUCUUAUGUCAUUCAACUUCUCGAGGAAGCCCUUAGAUGCCCUUCGGAUGGUCUUCGGAAAGGACAAGCACUGAAUAAUUUAGGCGCUAUCUAUGCGGAUUUUGGUAAACUGGAUCAAGCUGCAAACUGCUAUACGAAUGCUCUUGAAAUCAAGCAUACAAGAGCUCAUCAAGGGUUAGCUCGCAUAUAUUUUUUAAGAAAUCAGCGAAAAGCUGCGUAUGAUGAGAUGUCCAAACUGAUAGAGAAGGCACAUAAUAAUGCCUCGGCAUAUGAAAAACGGUCCGAAUAUUGUGAUCGCGAGAUGGCAAAUAAUGAUCUCAACAUGGCAACCAAGCUGGAUCCACUUAGAACAUACCCGUACAGAUACAGGGCAGCUGUGCUAAUGGAUGACCAAAAAGAAACUGAGGCAGUUGAAGAACUUUCAAAAGCCAUAGCUUUCAAGCCUGACCUGCAAAUGCUCCAUCUUCGAGCCGCAUUUUAUGAGUCAAUGGGUGAUCUCAACUCAGCUCUCAGUGAUUGUGAAGCAGCUCUCCGCUUGGAACCGAACCAUAUAGGCACGCUUGAUCUGUAUAAUAGAGCCAGGGGCCGAGCCAACCAUCGUCAAGAAAUGUGAGAAGCACUGUUGUUACUUUUGAUAAACUUGGGGGAACAAGGAAAAGAAUCAUGGAGUCUUUCACAUAGCUUUAUUUCCUUCCGGGCAUGAUGGGUUUGCGAGCAUCUAGCCGCUGAAUGACUACGAAAAAGAAAGACCAAGAGAGUUGCCUGUAAAUGUGAGCAUUAUGGAACUAAUAAUAAUGGUGUAAUAGAGCGAGCAGCGUAUCCACCACCUUCGUGGAAAUUAGUUUUAUGCAACAUAAUCAAGUCUACACGAAAGUGGCAUAAGAUUUAGCCAUGUAGGUUAAAUUGUUUACUUACACUGUUGUCUCUAUCAUGGCUUACGAAACGGUAUACAGUUCUCAAAAUAUCUUUAUCACUUGAGAAGGACUUCUUGUCAUCUCUCUUAGGUCAUCUUGUACAUGAAUAAUGUUAAAAUAGGUUUUAAAUCUCUUCUUUUAACAGAAAUUCUUCGUUCUUAAUUUUCUUUUACCAACGUGACUACCUCCUUUUUUUACCAACGUGACUACCUCCUUUUUUAGUAUAUUUCUU